AUGGAGGACGAUCGGACCCUGCGGGCAUCGGAAGUGUUUGAGAGUUUGACCAAGAAUGUUGUGGAGUAUCUGGAAGAGACAAGAUCGGAAAGAUACGCAGAAAGCGCCUUCAGGUCAUGGGUUGAAGUCAAGUUUUAUCGUGACCACCUUUAUCGGGCAUCGAGUGUCAUCGCCCACCAACACCGGUUGAACUUGCUGUCCUCGUGCUUGGACGCCAUGGGCUGGCAGCUGAGGGCGGAGGCUGAAGAAAGGAAGGAGAUGGCAGUCAGGUUCCGCAGGAUGGUUGUUCUGCAGAGCGCUUUCUGCUACUGGGGAGAAAUCCGCAAGUUGGAGCUGGAGGCGGACAGGCAGCUUGCGAGUCAGCGGCUAGCAAGGAUGGUUGAGGUGCAGGUGACGGAAGGAGCAUGGGGGCAGUGGAGAGGAUGCGUGAGAUGGAGGAGAGUGAAGGAGGAGGCGAAAGACUUGAGCCAGUACAUCGAAAGGAAGGGGAUGACAGCAGUGCUUGCGGGCUGGGGGAGAGCGUCGCAAUGGAGGGAGAAACUUCGUCCUGUACUUGCAAAGCUGGGCAAGCAGAAGGAUGUGCAUAGGAAGCAGUUUGUGCUGGUUGCGUUCACCAGGCUGAUGGUUGGGGGGCCCCGUGUCGCGUGCAUACAGCACAACAUCCUGUGCAAGCAUGGUUUCACUGCCUUGAAGACGUUUGCUGACGAGAUGAAACUGUUGGUGCAGCAGACGUUUGUCAGGACGAAGCUGAAGGCCUGGCGCUCGCUGACGAGGACGCUGUGGGGAAAUCGAAGAUAUUUCGACCGCCACUGCAGAGCGUGGGACGAGAUUCGUCUGCACUCACUGGGGAAGCAAACUUUGAAUCGGUGGAAGGAUUUCUGCAGGGAGGAAGAGGAUCGAGAAGAGGACUUGACCUGCUUGUUCGAGUACCAUAACAAGGACCUGUACAUCAACCAUCGGGUGAUGCUGAAGGUGAUGGAGGGAUGGUUGAGCACUUGCCUGGAGUUGGAGGAGAGGAGGAGGAACAUCGCUAAGAGCUUCAGCCACAAGGCUUGCAGGAGGAGGUACUUUGCCUUCUGGAAGAGCGUAUCAGCAGCAGUUCGCACCCAUCGAGCGUCCUGCAUGCGCUUUGCGGAGAAGUUUGAGGCCGUGAUGAAGAGCGCGCAUGCCCUGUGGCUAGUCGGGGAUGCGAUGGCGAAGUUUGCAGCUGGUUGUGAGCGGGAGGGUCAGGAGUUCGCAGAGUUGAGGGUGAGAGGAGAGAAAAUUCUGCUCAGAGUCACAACGAGGUGCAAGCGCAGAGUCGUUGAGGGAUGGAAGUCAGUCCGUCUGCAGAGGAUAGUGGGGGAGAUGCUGGUGUGGAGGAGGAGGAAGACACAGUUCGAGAUGUUCCAGGGCUGGUCCUUGGUCCUCUGCGAUGCCGAGGUCCUCUACCGCGAUCAGUGGGAGCUCGCCGAGAGCAGGAGCAGGAGGAGGAGGAGGACGUGGCUGCUUGCUGUGCUCAAGUUGCACCUGUGGGACGUCAGGCAGAGAGAGAGGGAGAUGCAGCUGAGACAUCACAAGGAAGUGAUGGGCCGCUGCGUGUCAGGUUGGAAGUACAUCGCCAAUGCCAUCGUCGAGCUACGGUCGAUCAACGAGAAGCUGGAGGAGAAGAGGAGGAGGGUCAGCAGCAAGCAGCAGGGCAAGGUCCUCCUCGUCCUCCUUGCCCGAUGGAGGAGGAGGGCGCGAGCAGGGAGGGCGAGGGACUUUGCGGCGUCUCUGAAGAACCAGCGGGAGGAAGCGGAGAAGAGCCGCGUGCUGGAGGGAUGGAGGAGGCGGGUGGCCUGGUUCAGCGAGGAUAGUGUGCUGCUCUGCUUUCGUGACCCGCAGCAGGUAGUGCAUUGGCACAGGAUGCGAGCGGAGCACGGGAGGAAGCAGGUUCAGCCGCUGUGGAGAAGGUGGCGGGUCCUUGGAGAUGGGAGGAGGAGGAGGAGGAGAGCUGCGAGGGAGUGGGAGGAGAAGAGGAUGAGGCAAGCGGUAUCGUGCUGGCGGACAACCUGUCAGAAGCUGAAGCAGGAAGAGAGGAGGGAGAAGGGGUCCUGUGCUGCUGCUGCUGCUGCUGCUGCCAAGGAGGAGGAGGAGGAGGAGGAGGAGGAGGAGGAGGAGGAGCCACAAGUGCUGAAGAAAGUACCUGAGCCUCAGCCCAGUCUAGCUCGCAGCUCUGAGAUUGUUGCAGCGUUGCCGAAGGUUGUCGAGGACAUGUCAAGUCACAAGUCAAAUAUCGACGCAACAGCACAUCGAACUCCAGACAAUCCAAGCUCUCUCUCUGCUCCCCACCAUCCAGAUUCUGCUGCUUCUCGGGCCAGCACCGCACAGAAGCGCCUCAACUUCAACCAGGAGGAGGAUGCCAGGCAACGGGAGCUAGAGCAGGUCAAGCUGGUCCUGCGCGACCGUCUCCUCAAGCUACAGGAAUCGCGUGAGGAAGGGAGAAGGAAGGGAGGCGACGAGGAUGCAGUUGCAUCCUCCCAUGCUCAUGGCGUCGCGGAUGGGCUGGAGUUUGCGGCGGGGAAGAGAGGAGGAGAGAGCAUGGCGGAACAUGAAGUCUGUAGGAAAGGAGGAGCAGGAGGAGGAGGAGAUACCUGCGCUUGCAGCAGCUUCUUCGUCUCAUCAGGCAGGAGAAAUCACUUGGUGUAUGAAUGUCUCAGAAGACGAGGUUGGGUAGAAAGGAAACAGCUCCUCUCUCCCCCCUCCUCCUCCUCCUCCUCCUCCUCCUUUCUCUGGGUUUCUCAUCCCCGAGACAGGGAGGACGCUCUCGCAGUCUCCGGCAGGAACCUGAUCAACCAGGUGGAGGGAAUCAGCACGAUAACGAGCAGAAAGGGCCUCAUGUCGAUCGCCUCCUCCUUCCUUGCUGCCGGCUCCUCCUUCAGCCCCUUCCUCCGCCAGCCUCUGCGCUGCCUCAUGCCUCCUGCCGCCGACUUGGAUCGCUUCCUAGAGCUGCCCGCGGAGAGGUUCGCGGGCCCUUACGUCAUCAAACGGCUGAGAUCGAGGAGGAGACGAGAGGAGGAAGAGGAAGAGAAGCAGAUGAUCGUCAAGGACGUUGCUCAGCUGCGUAUCGAUCCUGACUUCAUCUUCUCCGGGGCAGGCGGCGACAGUUCGAGCGGGAGGAAGGGAUCCCUUCUUGUUCAGCAGUACCUCUCCUCUCCCCUCCUCCUCGACGGCUUCAAGCUCGAUCUUCAAGUAUUCGUCCUCAUCGCCCGCACUGAUCCCUUUCUGGCCUUCUACCAUGAUGGGUAUGCGAGGGUGGCUAUGGAGAAGUACGAGGAGCAGGACACGACGAACCGGUUUGCGCAUGACACAAGCACGUCUGUGCAGAGGAGACACCCGCUGUGGGAGGAGGAGAAGGAGGAGAAGCUGCUGAGCUUCCAGCAGCUGCAAGCUCGACUGGAGGCACAGGGAGGCGGAAGCGACGAGGAUGUUGUCGAGCUGCGUAUCAAACCUCAGAUCAAAGGGAUCUUGCGAGAGGUUUUGCAGCAGGCCAGCGGGAGGAUGAAGAGCAAGGAAGGAGCGUUCGCUCUCCUCAGCGCUACUCUCAUGCUCGACCGCCAACUGGAUGCGAAGCUCAUCAGCAUGAGAAGUGACCCGGACUUGGAUGGCAGUGUGAAGGAGAUUCGGAAGCUUCUAGUCCCUCUGGUGGAGGAGACGAUUGAGAUCGUUGUGGAGAGCAACAGGAGGGGCGGGAGCGACCGUCCUCACUGCAUCGAGGGGUUCGAAUAUCUACUGGAUGAAUCCUGCAACCUGGCCGGAGGAGAGUGA
Guillardia theta CCMP2712 is the source of this 3789-nucleotide messenger RNA. RefSeq lists its product as hypothetical. The record is from RefSeq and is a predicted model, not a curated record. Gene Ontology annotation, molecular function: tubulin-glutamic acid ligase activity; tubulin binding. The transcript has 10 exons. NCBI's taxonomy places the organism in Eukaryota, Cryptophyceae, Pyrenomonadales, Geminigeraceae. Gene Ontology annotation, cellular component: cilium. Gene Ontology annotation, biological process: microtubule cytoskeleton organization; protein polyglutamylation. The coding region runs from base 1 to 3789 and encodes 1262 amino acids.